AUCAAUGUUUUAUGUCGAGGAGGAAGGGUCAAAGUCAACCAUCCAGUUAAAAGUACAUAUUGGUGCUCCUGCUAAGUCCCCAGCUGACCCGUCUGGACUGGUGGAUGAGCUAAGAUGAAGCUGUUGGUUCUGCUGCUUGUUGCUCUGCCGGUUCUGACCUCGGCCCGACCUACAGGCUGCGGGGACCAGGACUCGUUUUCAUCUGAUGUCCCAGCGGUUGCUCUAAAUCCAGCUCUGGAGAACCAACGCCCUGAAAGACCACCGGCCAAAAAAUCUUGUAAGCUUCCUCCAUUAGUGAGGAGAAAUAUGGCUGACUCUAAAUCUUUCCAUUUUGAUGAAACCAACCUGGAGUGGAAGACCACUUACGGCAGCAUCCCCAGCGGGGCCGUGUCCAUCUACAACAGCUACUCUAAACGCGUGGACUACAUCUGCAAAGUGGGCUGCAACGCGGGCUAUUACAACCCAGAGAGCAGUAGCGAAUGCAACUUCUCCAACAAUGGGUACGGGUACAGCGAGUCGCCAUUUGAGCUGCUGGUCAACAAAGACAACUUUGAGGUUUUGCUGUGGAAACAAGGCUCCUACGGUUCCGUGACCCCAUUUUCUAUUAAGACCUGCCAGAACGAAGACAUAUACGUUGGUAAGAAUGAGUACGGUUUAGGGAAAGUGAAGGUCAGUGAUCAGGCCUUCUACCUUCCCUGGGGGAGCACUGAGUACUGGUACCGUGACUAUCAGGUCCUGGAGGUGGAGAAAGACGUAAGAAAAGAGGACAUGAUGGAUGUCCAGUACCACACAGAUGGCGUCACUCCUGUAGUGUAUCCUCCUGAGGUCUUGAACAAGGAUACGGUCUUCAACUACAACUGCCAGCCCAUCAAACGUACAUCCACCCUUUCAAAGAGCAUCUCAAGGUCCAACAAGUGGGACACCACCUUCUCCUUCACGGCGGGAGUCGGCACCACAAUCAAAACCGGAAUCCCCUUCAUUGUUCAAGGACAGUUUCAGUUUCGGGUUUCUGCAAGCUACAAGUUGGUCAAAGGGAGCACUCUUACCGAGACAACCACCCACUCUCUUGCCGUGGACACCGUGGUCCCGGUCGGCCACUCGUGCACCAUCACCAUGCAGGGAAAGAAGUACGGCAUGGACAUCCCGUACACGGCGCACCUUAAACGCACCUACAGCAACGGAGAGACCACGUGGACGAGCUUCACUGGCACCUACAGGAGCGUCCAGGUCUCAGAAGUCCAGGCUGUGGUGGACCGCUGUGACCCUUUACCUGACGCCAAACCUUGUUAGGACAGCACACGUCACUCGUACGUCGCUUUCGUGUCCAACUGCAAUAAAACAAAUAAAGACAAACCAUUCAUUCAUGUGUUGG
Dunckerocampus dactyliophorus (ringed pipefish) is the source of this 1372-nucleotide messenger RNA. RefSeq names its product natterin-3-like. NCBI's taxonomy places the organism in Eukaryota, Metazoa, Chordata, Actinopteri, Syngnathiformes, Syngnathidae. The record is from RefSeq and is a predicted model, not a curated record. Bases 115 to 1290 code for a protein of 391 amino acids. The transcript is spliced from 3 exons.